Molecule: messenger RNA, 2592 nt
Organism: Rattus norvegicus (Norway rat)
Lineage: Eukaryota; Metazoa; Chordata; Mammalia; Rodentia; Muridae
Gene: Vom2r76
Product: vomeronasal 2 receptor, 76
Exons: 6
Coding region: 1-2592 (863 amino acids)
Biological process (GO): G protein-coupled receptor signaling pathway
Cellular component (GO): membrane; plasma membrane
Molecular function (GO): G protein-coupled receptor activity
Source: RefSeq, marked inferred
AUGCAGUCCUCUUGGCUUUAUAUCUGCUGCUGCUUUCUACAGAUGCCAACUCUCCUCAGCACCAUUGAAAUUCCUUCUUGCAUACCCAAAACAAAAACCCUAUUAUACCAUGAUGGGUCCAUGGUCAUUAGUGCAUUUUUUCCUAUUUUUUAUUUUUACCCUCAAAGUGAAACAGAGUGGAAAACAUCUUUUGACACAGGCAAUAUGUUUUCGAUGGAUGAAAGAAACUACCAGCUAGUUUUGGCCAUGCUAUUUGCAAUCCAUGAGAUCAACUGGAACUCAUAUAUUUUACCAAACACUUCUCUUGGACUUGAGAUUUAUAAUCUGCUACAUUUUGAAAGGAAUAUUCUGAGGAAUGUAUUCCAUUGGCUCACAGGUUUGAGCAUGUCCAUCCCUAAUUACAACUGUAGAAAGGAGAGAGAUUCAGCUGCUGUACUUACAGGAAUUUCACGGAAAACAUCUGAACUCAUUGCAACAGUGUUGGAUCUUUACAAAUUUCCUCAGAUUACUUUUGGGCCCUUUGAUCAUGUUCUUACUGACAGAAACCAGUUUCCAUCUCUGUACCAGGUGGCCCCCAAUGACAUAUCUGUGUUUUAUGGCAUUGCCUCUUUGAUGCUCCAUUUCAACUGGACUUGGGUGGGACUGUUCACCACAGAUGACCAUGGAGGUGCUCAGUUUCUGUCAGACUUGAAAAAGGAGCUAGAUGAGAAUAGAAUCUGCAUAGCAUUUGUGGAAACAGUAUCAUUUGUGGGAGAAUCAGUAUAUAAUAUUCUGAAUGAUAAUCAGGAGCUCAAUCUGCAGUCAUCAGCAAAUGUGAUCAUAAUUUAUGGAGAAAUUGCUUUUAUAUUAACUGUAAUAGAAAGUAGACAUAGAAAACAUAUACUGAAAAAAGUUUGGGUCAUGAACUCAAAAUGGAGUGGCCAAAAAUUUGAAGUAUAUGAAAUGUUAGAUUUAUCUCAUGGAACUCUCACUUUUUCACCCCAUCAUGAGGAGAUUUUUGGUUUCACAAAUUUUAUACAGCAAGCCACCCCUAUCAAGUACCCAGAGGACAUAUGUCUUCAUAUCUUGUGGAAGAGAUAUUUCAAUUGCUCACUUUUGCAUUCUAAUUGUAAAAUAUUUGAUAACUGUCUACCCAAUGCCUCUUUGGAAUUGUUGCCAGGGAAUAUUUUUGAAAUGGGCAUGACAGAAGAGAGUUACAAUGUGUACAAUGCUGUGUAUGCAGUGGCCCACAGCCUUCAUGAUAUGAUUCUCAAUCAAGUACAGUUUCACCCACAGUCAAAAAAGGAUAGGAUUAUGUUACUUCCCUGGCAGCUUCACCCUUUUCUGAAGAAUAUUCAAGUGAAAAAUUCUGUUGAUGACCAUGUGGUUCUGGACUGGAAAAGAAAGACAGAUCCAGAGUAUGAUAUUAACAACCUUUGGAAUUUCCCAACAGGUCUUUCACUAUUUGUGAAAGUGGGUACAUUUUCUCCAAGAGCUCCCAAAAGGCAGCAAUUAUCAAUAUCUGAAUUUAUGAUUGAAUGGCCUAUUGCAUUUACAGAGAUCCCUCAAUCUGUAUGCAGUGAGAGCUGCACUCCGGGAUUCAGGAAAGUCAUUCUGGAGAGCAAGCCUGCCUGUUGCUUUGACUGCACCCCUUGCCCAGAGAAUGAGAUUUCCAAUGAGACAGGUAUGGACCAGUGUUUCAAAUGUCCAGAAACUCAUUAUACAAGUGCAGAAAAGAAGCACUGCCUCAAGAAAACUGUGACCUUUCUAGCCUAUGAUGAUCCCUUGGGUAAGGGACUGACAUUCGUGUCUCUGGGAUUCUCAGCACUCACAAUUUUUGUCAUUGGAACCUUUGUAAAUCACAGAGACACUCCAAUUGUCAAGGCCAAUAAUAGAACUCUCAGUUACAUCUUGCUUGUCACUCUCACCCUCUGUUUCCUCUGCCCCUUGCUCUUCAUUGGCCUUCCAAACACAGCAACUUGUAUCCUGCAGCAGAACGUGUUUGGAAUUCUGUUCACAGUGGCCCUAUCUACUGUGUUGGCCAAAACCACCACUGUAGUUAUAGCCUUCAAGAUUACUGCUCCAGGAAGAAAGGAAAGAUGGUUGCUGAUAUCACAGGCCCCUAAUUUCAUCAUUCCAGUUUGUACCCUGAUACAAGUACUUCUUUCUGGUAUAUGGCUGGGAACAUCUCCUCCAUUUGUUGACAUGGAUGCUCAUUCUGAACAUGGGUACAUCAUCAUUCUAUGCAACAAGGGAUCAACUUUUGCCUUCUAUUGCACUCUGGCCUACCUGGGAGUCAUGGCCUUUGGUAGUUACCUCAUGGCUUUCUUGUCCAGGAAUCUACCUGACACAUUCAAUGAAGCCAAGUUCCUGUCUUUCAGCAUGCUGGUGUUCUGCUGUGUCUGGGUCACAUUCCUCCCUGUCUAUCACAGCACCACAGGGAAGUUCAUGGUGGCUAUGGAAGUUUUCUCUAUUCUGGCCUCUAGUGCUAGCAUUUUAAGCCUGAUCUUUGCCCCCAAGUGCUACAUCAUUUUGUUCAGGCCAGAAAGAAAUACAUUUCAUUUUAUCAGGGAUAAAAGACAAAACAGAUGCAAAAAUUUAAUUAAAACAUAG